Molecule: messenger RNA, 408 nt
Organism: Stegodyphus dumicola
Lineage: Eukaryota; Metazoa; Arthropoda; Arachnida; Araneae; Eresidae
Product: piggyBac transposable element-derived protein 3-like
Source: RefSeq, a predicted model, not a curated record
AUGGGUAGUAUCAAAGCUAACGGAGACAAUCCGAGUAAAGACGUGAUGCUUGCGUUUGACCGAUUUUUUACAAGUGUGCACCUGAUGGAAACCCUGAAAUUUCCUGCUAUUGGUACGUGCAUCAAGACAUGCAAAGAUGUUCCUAAUUUUGCAACAAAACUAAGCAAAAGGGGUGAGGCUGAGUUUCUCAUAACUAAAAAUGGAACAUUGUGUGCGAGGUGGCUUGAUUCAAAGGAAGUGAUGAUGCUAAGUAAUUGCCACGAAGCUAAAUACACUAAAGUAAAUCGCACCAUGAAAGAUGGAAGCAAAGAAGAAUUUGAGUGCCCUGUGGCAAUCGAAUUCUACAACAAAAUCAUGGGAGGUGUAGACCUUGCAGAUCAAAUGGCAAAUGUCUAUGAAUUAGAUUGA